Messenger RNA from Capsaspora owczarzaki ATCC 30864, 636 nucleotides. RefSeq lists its product as hypothetical. The annotation marks the transcript as partial. The transcript has a single exon. Lineage: Eukaryota; Filasterea; Ministeriida; Capsasporidae. The record is from RefSeq and is a predicted model, not a curated record.
AUGUCCCAGCUACUGCAUCCCGCUGAGCCCGCUCGGCGCCACUUUGCACCGACGACCUCGUCCUCCUCUGCUACUGCUUCUACUGCUUCUACUGCUUCUGCAUUCGCUCUGAUCGACGAUGACGAUGGCGGCGGUGGUGCGGACGACGAUGAGGAUGGCCGCCGUGGCGCAGCGGUCGCAUCGCAACUCCGACAGCAGAGCACUGGUCACGCCCGUCCAGUCCGCUCUGGCACCAACACCAACACCACGGCCACGACCACUGCCAACACACAUGCCAACACCAGCACUGCUUCGUAUCCUGCAACAGCAGCUCUGCGAGCAGCGGCGGCGUCGUCGUCGUCCUUGUCGUCGCCGUCCUCUUCGUCGUUGCUCGCUGCGACCUCUUCCUCCUAUUCGGCCUCGCCUUCGUCCUCGUCCUUGGCUUCGUCCUCGUUGGCAGCAUCGCCUCAAGUAGCAUCAUCCUUGCUGUCGCCUGGCUCUGUUGGCGGUGGCGCUGUCGUCGUCGUGACUCGCCCAGCAGCUGCAGCGGUAUCCUCGUCGUCGUCCUCCGAAGCCGAGUCUUCAUUGUCCGAGCUUACCACUGCAUUAGCGUCGAACGGAGCACUGAUGCAAGAGCAACAACAAGCUCAAGAGCAA